GAAGAAAAGGGAACAUGAGAUGAUAUAUAAGCAACUACUGACUGCAAAUCGCAGAAACAAUCAAUUCUAAUUCAACACAACAGUUGAACAACCUCACUCUUUCAUAUCUCGUCACCAACAUCACUUCUCACGAUGUCAGAUCCACUCAUCUGCACUCACGUCUCCAAAGAGUGCCCCAUCGAACUUACAACCUACGGCUAUCGCCCUAAUCUCGGCGGCAACAUCUUCCUAGCAGUAUUCUUCGGCAUCGCUUUCAUCACCAACAUCGUCCUCGGCAUUCGCUUCCGCAUCCGCGCUUAUGCCAUCGUUCUCAGUCUCGGCUGUCUAGCCCAAGUCCUAGGCUAUAUCGGACGCGUCGGAAUGUACUUUCAACCAUUCGGCGCGAUCCCCUUCCAAGCUCAAAUCUGCUGUCUCAUCAUCGGUCCUGCAUUCAACAGCGCAGCUGUGUAUCUCAUGCUCAAGCAUAUCGUUGCGCUCUUUGGAGCAAAGUGGUCUGUGCUGCAGCCAAAAUGGUAUACCAUCAUCUUCAUCACAGCUGAUGUUGUGUCAUUGGUUUUGCAGGCUGUUGGUGGUGGUAUCACUGCGACUUCCGACUUUAGGACGGACCAUGAUAGGAUCGAAAUGGGCAACAAUAUCAUGAUGGCGGGUAUUGCGUUUCAGGUGGUGACGCUGUCAAUAUUUGCGAUACUGGCUACUUUGUUCUGCGUCAGGAGAAUGCGAGCUCUCACUACCAAUCCUCUUGAGGGCAAUUCGCUCCAGGCUUGGCGAACACUUCGGUUUCGGUUGUUUUUGGGUGGACUCACGACUGCGUUUAUGGCGAUUUAUAUCCGAUGCGUGUAUCGCAUUGCGGAGAUGCGAGGCGGUUGGGGAAACAAGCUCAUGCGAGAGCAAAUCCCUUUUGUCAUCUUUGAGUCUGUCAUGAUCCUCAUUGCGACUUUGUGCCAGACUAUUCUGCAUCCUGGGUAUUUCUUCCCAUGGUUUGCCGAUCAGACCCCCAAGCUUGAUGCUGAGAGCUCUUAUACUGAACUAUCCAUUGUCUCUGGAUCACGAAUGGGGUUUGAGCGGUCGAAGUAAUUGGGCGGAGAAGCAGGAGGGGCUAGACAUUUGAGGAAUUGGAGGAUUUCAUCCAGUUACAUGUGCAACUAACUGCAAAAGCGCGAUUGUUUAUAAUUGGGCAUAUCAUAUUGCUCAUGAAAUAGGAUUACUACUAGAUAGACACUUCAGAUUCAUUUGUAAUAGACAUUUCCCU
Messenger RNA from Fusarium verticillioides 7600, 1249 nucleotides. RefSeq lists its product as hypothetical. The transcript is spliced from 3 exons. The record is from RefSeq and is a predicted model, not a curated record. Gene Ontology annotation, cellular component: fungal-type vacuole; plasma membrane. NCBI's taxonomy places the organism in Eukaryota, Fungi, Ascomycota, Sordariomycetes, Hypocreales, Nectriaceae. Bases 133 to 1074 code for a protein of 313 amino acids.